AUGUCCGGCUCAACGUCGCUCUUCCAGGUGUACCUGCGCCUCCGGCCACCCAUCCAAGUAGCGAAGGACCCCACGAACCCGUGGUUGAUUGUCGAGCAGCCCGACGCAAAAGACAAUCCCGGCACAGACGGAGACGAGGGCGCGAGCAUGCCAUUUUCCACACAUGUUACCUUGCAGCCACCGAACGAGUCAAGAAAGCGAGCAAUAGAACGUUUCGGCUUCACCAAGAUCUUCAGAGAGGAUGCAUCGCAACUAGACGUCUUUGAGGAGAUCAAGGUCGCGGACAGCGUCAGAAGCGUGGUCCAAAGUGGACGUGAUGGUCUUAUUGCCACGUUGGGCGUCACUGGCAGUGGCAAGAGCCAUACAAUCCUAGGCUCCAAAUCACAGCGAGGCUUAACACAAAUGACAUUGGACGUUCUGUUCAACUCGCUUGGCCACAAUGUUCGACGACCGACCGACUCACACCUCAUCUCCUCAAUCCAAGCCACAGACGCCUCAGAGGCUCAAAUUCAGUCGGCAACCACAUUCCUCGAAUCGAUAUAUGGCGACAGCGAUCGAAGUAGAAUUUCGAGGACUCCCAUGUCGCGUGCCCAAACUCCCAUGACGGUAAAUAGUCCCAUUGCUCCUCCCGGAGCCUUCCCAUCCUCUCCGUCCAGAGACUCCCUAUCGCGUGAAAUGCAAAGCCUGGCCCUCAGCGAGACCUACCAAGCCGAAGUUCUCAAAGGCUACACACUGCCUGACUCCCCAAGUCCCAAGAAGAAAGACAAGUGGCACCCGCCUCCAAGAUUCCCUUUUGGCAACUCCUGA
Messenger RNA from Cyphellophora attinorum, 807 nucleotides. RefSeq lists its product as uncharacterized. Gene Ontology annotation, biological process: microtubule-based movement. Bases 1 to 807 code for a protein of 268 amino acids. Gene Ontology annotation, molecular function: microtubule motor activity; ATP hydrolysis activity; microtubule binding. NCBI's taxonomy places the organism in Eukaryota, Fungi, Ascomycota, Eurotiomycetes, Chaetothyriales, Cyphellophoraceae. Gene Ontology annotation, cellular component: microtubule; nucleus; kinesin complex. The record is from RefSeq and is a predicted model, not a curated record. The transcript has 2 exons.